Necator americanus (New World hookworm) is the source of this 456-nucleotide messenger RNA. RefSeq lists its product as uncharacterized. Gene Ontology annotation, cellular component: synapse; plasma membrane; neuron projection. Gene Ontology annotation, biological process: signal transduction; monoatomic ion transmembrane transport; nervous system process. Gene Ontology annotation, molecular function: transmembrane signaling receptor activity; acetylcholine-gated monoatomic cation-selective channel activity. The transcript is spliced from 4 exons. NCBI's taxonomy places the organism in Eukaryota, Metazoa, Nematoda, Chromadorea, Rhabditida, Ancylostomatidae. The record is from RefSeq and is a predicted model, not a curated record. The coding region runs from base 1 to 456 and encodes 151 amino acids.
AUGAAAGACGCCGUCUCACCAUGGCAGAUUCAUGGUUUCUCUGUUCUCGUCUUCUACGUCGUAGAAUCAAAUCGCUACGCUGAGCAGCUGUAUGAGGAUUUGCUUUACUACUACAACAAGAACGUUCGACCUGUAAAAAAUGCUAGUGAAAGCAUAAAAGUGAAAUUCGGCGCUUCUCUCAUUCGUAUUAUUGAUGUGGAUGAAGUGAAUCAGGUUCUCACUACUAACUUAUGGCUUGAAAUGCAGUGGUUUGAUUACAAGCUGUCUUGGGAUCCUAUACGCUGGGGUGGAAUCAGGAAGCUGCAUAUACCAUCAGAUCAGAUAUGGAUCCCUGAUAUUUUGCUUUACAACAAAUACCUAGAUGGUCCGUCUUCGCUGGACGUGCGGGCCCCAGCAUCUCUUUCACUCGUUUCGUUCCCUCGCCGUUGUCAUCCAAGACGUUCUCAAGUUUCGUGA